AUGGCUUUCUCAAAGUCUAUCAUUCUUGCAGCUCUGCUGGCCUACGCCGAGGCCCGAUUCGGUCAAGAGCAGGAGCCUGUUGCUGCUGUCCAGGCACUUGGUGAUGCUGGAUUCGGUGACCCUGGUGUCGCUGCUACUAUCGCUGGCAGCAUCCCUGGCGCUUUGCUCGCAGCUGCUAGUCCUUGUGACAAGCUUACUAUCGCCGAUCAGAUGAUCACCGAGUUGGGAACUGACCAGCAAGUUCUCGAUGCAGCCAUUGGCCUUGUUGCAGCUGAGACCAAUUUCAACCCUUCAGCUGUUGACAGACCUUUCGUCUGCGCUGACCCCAGCCUACCAGCUACAGCUGCGCUUCGCGGCAUUGUCCCUCUCGUUGACCCUGCUGUUGACGGUGCAGCCACUGAGAAUGCCAACUCGGCAACCUCGGUUACAACUCCUUUCGAUGCUGCUGGCCUAUCACAGGCUGAGGUGAUGAUUGCUCAGGGAUUCAGUACUUUCACAGCCGUUGGUGCUAACGGCGACCAAGUCGAGCUUGAUGGCCAAGACGGCGCUGCCGCUGGCGGUGCCGGUCAAGACGAUGGCCAGGAUGAUGGUACUGGUGCGGAUGCUGGAGCUGGUAAUGGAGGAGCUGCCAACAAUGGCACUGCUCCCGCUGAUGGCCAGCAGGGCAACAAUGGCUCCGAUAACGCCCAGGAUGGAAACAACGCAAAUGACGAUGAGGAUUGUGAAGAGGAUGACAGCAACAACGGCAACAACAACAAUAAUGGAAACAAUGGUAACAACAACAACAAUGGCAAUGCCAACAACAACGGAAAUGGAAACCAGAACAACCAGGGUGGAAACAAUGGCAACAACGAUAAUGCCCAGGAUGGUCAGGAUGAUGCUGCAGAUGACAACAAUGCUGGAAAUGGUGCUGGUGACGGUGGAAACGCUGGAGGCAAUGCUGGCGGCAACGCUGGCGCUCUCGACUUCGGGGUCUGCCAGCCUACCAUGGCUCGCGUUGGUGGCCUCAACGGUCGCCCAGCUGACGAAUUCACCUUCAUUCCCCAGGAUCCUCUCAUUGCUGAAGGCCAGCAGGAGGCUCUAAACCCCAACAUCAUUACCAACCGUAUCUGUGACCAGCUCACCAACGUGUGUGACGCUAGUGCUGAUGCUGUGGCUGCUUGUGAGGAUGCUCAGGCUCAGAUUGAGGCUUUGGGAACACGGGAUCAAAGCACCGCUGACACAUGGAACGCCCUACUUGGCUUCGACGGUGUUGAUUCUACUCAGCAGCAGGUUUGA
Molecule: messenger RNA, 1278 nt
Organism: Fusarium proliferatum ET1
Lineage: Eukaryota; Fungi; Ascomycota; Sordariomycetes; Hypocreales; Nectriaceae
Exons: 2
Coding region: 1-1278 (425 amino acids)
Source: RefSeq, a predicted model, not a curated record